UGUCAUUUUGCCUGUUGAUUUACUCAUUUCUCCCGUAAAAACAUAAAAAUACAGCCAUGGAUGUGGCUGAUCAGGCUGUUCGAACCAACCAAGUGAAAGAUCAGGUUGGCGAGCGGUGCCAAAAGCUAUUUCAAGACUUUUUAGAAGAGUUCUCUGUCAAUAACGAACUGAAGUAUGUUCCGGAAGCACAAGAACUGAUUCGACCUGAGAGGAACACAUUGUCUGUCAGCUUUGAAGAUGUGGAGAAAUAUAACCAGCAGCUGGCUACAACUAUCAUGGAAGAAUAUUACAGGGUUUAUCCAUUCAUAUGCCGUGCGGUGAGGAACUUCGCUCAGGACCAUGGACAGGUGCCGCCAUCAAAAGAAUUCUAUGUUAGCUUUACAGAAGUGCCAACGCGGCUCAAGGUGCGAGAUAUGUUGACAUCAAAAGUUGGCACCCUUUUAAAAAUCACAGGUCAAGUGGUGCGGACACAUCCUGUUCAUCCAGAGCUUGUCUCGGGGACAUUCUUAUGUCGCGAUUGUCAGACUGUCAUCAAGGAUGUGGAGCAACAGUUCAAAUACACACAGCCGUCAAUUUGUAGGAACCCAGUCUGCAGCAACAGAGCAAGGUUCAUUCUUGAUGUCAAUAAAUCGCGCUUUGUUGAUUUUCAAAAAGUGCGCAUCCAGGAGACACAGGCUGAACUUCCAAGGGGUAGCAUUCCAAGGAGUGUUGAGGUCAUCUUGAGAGCAGAAGCGGUGGAAACGGCCCAGGCCGGUGACAAAUGUGACUUCACAGGGACACUCAUUGUGGUACCAGAUGUGUCCAUGAUGUCCAUGCCAGGUGCUCGAGCUGAGAGUGCAGCAAGGACGAAGGGGAAUGAAGGCUACGAGAGUGAGGGGGUCAGAGGGUUGAAGGCACUUGGUGUGAGGGACUUGACCUACCGGCUGGCAUUCUUGUGCUGUACUGUGGAGUCAACAAACCCCAGAUUCCACGGCCAUGCAAACCCUGAUGAAGAAAUCACAAUAGAUACAAUAAAAAAACAAAUGACAGCCGAAGAAUGGAAGAAGAUCUAUGACAUGAGUCAGGACAAGACACUUUACCACAAUCUCUGUUCAAGUUUGUUCCCAACUAUUCAUGGCAAUGAUGAGGUGAAGCGAGGAAUCUUGCUCAUGUUGUUUGGUGGCGUUCCCAAGGUGACGUCAGAGGGCACGAAUCUCCGUGGUGAUAUCAAUGUUUGUGUGGUUGGCGAUCCAAGUACGGCCAAAAGCCAGUUCUUGAAGCAAGUUGAGGAGUUCUCACCGCGUGCUGUCUAUACGAGUGGCAAGGCGAGUACCGCCGCCGGUCUCACUGCCGCUGUCGUCCGAGAUGAGGAGACCAACGAAUUUGUUAUUGAGGCGGGCGCCCUCAUGCUGGCUGAUAAUGGUGUCUGCUGCAUUGAUGAAUUUGAUAAAAUGGAUCCUAGGGACCAGGUUGCAAUCCACGAGGCAAUGGAGCAGCAGACGAUCUCCAUCACCAAGGCUGGCGUCAAGGCGACCUUGAAUGCACGGACGUCCAUCUUGGCUGCAGCUAACCCUAUCGGUGGACGAUACGACCGCAGCAAGUCACUGAAACAGAAUAUUACGCUGACAGCACCGAUUAUGUCUCGGUUUGAUUUGUUUUUCAUCUUGGUGGACGAGUGCAACGAAGUCACAGACUAUGCCAUUGCCCGACGGAUUGUUGACCUCCAUGCCCGCCAAGAUGAGUCUAUUGAGAGAGUCUACUCAUUAGAUGAUAUUCAGAGGUACCUGACAUUCGCUAGACAGUUCAAACCAAAGAUUACGAAAGAUUCAGAGGACUACAUGGUGGAGGAAUACAAGCGAUUGAGGCAGCGUGAUGGGUGUGGUACGACAAAGUCAUCGUGGCGUAUCACGGUGCGACAGCUGGAGAGUAUGAUCCGUCUGUCGGAGGGCAUGGCCAGGAUGCACUGCCAGGACGAGGUCCAACCAAAGCAUGUGAAGGAAGCGUUCCGGCUGCUCAACAAGUCCAUCAUCCGGGUCGAACAGCCUGAUAUUCAUUUGGAAGAAGAGGAAGAUGAGCCUAUGGAAUUAGACGACAAAGAGAAGCCACAAGAGGAAGAAGUAGUGACUCCAGAACCUGUCCCUGAGGCGGACAAGACUAAGAAGGUUGGCAUGAAGCUCACGUAUGAGGACUACAAGACCAUGGCCAACCUCCUCACCAUGUUCAUGCGCAGACAUGAAGAGAAGGCAGAGGAAUCUGAACAGGCUGGUCUCCGUCGCGGUGACAUCGUCAACUGGUACUUGAAGGAGAUCGAACAUGAGAUUGAAACAGAGGCUGAACUGAUCGAGAAGAAGACACUGGUAGAGAAGGUGAUCUUCCGCUUGAUCCAUCAUGAUCACGUGAUCAUUGAGCUGAAGGGGACAGCACUUCGAGGUCUCGUAAAAGGCAAGGGAGAUGUAGGAGAGACGCCCGAGGAUAUCGACCCACUGCUGGUGGUCCAUCCAAACUACAUUGUCGAGGGCACAAUCUGAGAACCAGAUAUUGAUCCCAGGAGACGGGGAAAUGUGUUUUGAAAUGUGACUUUUGAACAAUGUCUGUAACAGCUCUGAGAGAGAAAUUCGAUUAUGUCUUCAAGACCUGUGCUUACCAUUUUUGUGUUCAGUGACUUUACUUCACUUUUGUUGGUCAAUGACGAUUUAAACAGGAAUUUGUACAUCAGGGAGCAUCAUGAUUUAUUCAAAGUGCCACCAUGUCUGAAGAACUAAGAGCUCUUCAGCCUUUCAUUUGUGCUUCCAUUAUUUUCAAAUUCUUGUAAAGUAUUUGAGUGAAACCUGAUGAAUAAACUA
This is a messenger RNA of Lineus longissimus, 2822 nucleotides long. Its product is annotated as DNA replication licensing factor MCM6-like. The record is from RefSeq and is a predicted model, not a curated record. Gene Ontology annotation, cellular component: MCM complex; nucleus. The transcript is spliced from 14 exons. Lineage: Eukaryota; Metazoa; Nemertea; Pilidiophora; Heteronemertea; Lineidae. Gene Ontology annotation, biological process: mitotic DNA replication; DNA replication initiation; double-strand break repair via break-induced replication. Gene Ontology annotation, molecular function: single-stranded 3'-5' DNA helicase activity; single-stranded DNA binding; ATP binding. The coding region runs from base 57 to 2507 and encodes 816 amino acids.